This is a messenger RNA of Gopherus flavomarginatus (Mexican gopher tortoise), 1594 nucleotides long. It is a transcript of the gene CHMP4B, whose product is annotated as charged multivesicular body protein 4B. NCBI's taxonomy places the organism in Eukaryota, Metazoa, Chordata, Testudines, Testudinidae. The transcript has 5 exons. The record is from RefSeq and is a predicted model, not a curated record. Gene Ontology annotation, cellular component: multivesicular body; cytoplasmic side of plasma membrane; ESCRT III complex. Bases 167 to 844 code for a protein of 225 amino acids. Gene Ontology annotation, biological process: vesicle budding from membrane; late endosome to vacuole transport via multivesicular body sorting pathway.
GCGGGCGCAGCCGAGGCUGAGGUGCGGGGGCCACUGUGUUCCGCAGGGCGCCGGGCGGGCAGCGGCUGUUGCGAGGUCUCGGCCGAGGGUCUCUCCGGUGUCCGUCUCCUUGUCCCGCCGGGUCUGUUCCGCUCUCUCCUCCUGCUCGCUGCGGCGCGGCCCAGCCAUGUCGGGAAUGCUGGGGAAGCUGUUCGGGACGGGCGGCAAGGGCGCCGGGAAGGGCCCGACCCCGCAGGAGGCCAUCCAGCGGCUCCGCGACACCGAGGAGAUGCUCAGCAAGAAGCAGGAGUUCCUGGAGAAAAAGAUCGAGCAGGAGCUGCUGGCGGCCCGCAAACACGGCACCAAGAACAAGCGGGCUGCUCUUCAAGCCCUGAAACGCAAGAAGAGGUACGAGAAGCAGCUGGCACAGAUAGAUGGCACGUUAUCAACAAUUGAAUUCCAGAGGGAAGCCCUUGAAAAUGCCAACACCAAUACUGAAGUGCUCAAGAAUAUGGGCCUGGCUGCUAAAGCUAUGAAAGCUGCUCAUGACAACAUGGAUAUCGAUAAAGUAGACGAAUUGAUGCAGGAUAUUGCAGAACAGCAGGAGCUGGCAGAUGAAAUUUCAACAGCUAUUUCAAAGCCUGUAGGAUUUGGGGAAGACUUUGAUGAGGAUGAACUGAUGGCAGAAUUGGAGGAACUAGAACAGGAAGAAUUAGACAAAAACCUGCUGGAGAUCAGUGGUCCCGAGACAGUACCACUACCAAAUGUGCCCUCAAUAGCAAUACCAUCAAAGCCAGCCAAGAAGAAAGAAGAGGAGGAUGACGAUGACAUGAAAGAGUUGGAAGCUUGGGCUGGAAACAUGUAACUACAGCAGCAGCCAUUUGGAAAAACAUAAGACUUUGGCCACCUGGUUUAGGUGCACGUUGAGUGUGUUCGGGACAAAACAUUAAGCAAAAUGUCUUUCUCUCUUUAAUCUUAACCCAAAGCAGUGAGCACUGCAUUGCUGUACUCUGCAUAGCAUGGUCUGCGCAAAGGAAACAAAGGGGGUCGGGGAAAGUUGUCUGCAGUUGAUGUUGAAUUUCUGUAAAAUAGAAGGUAUUUGCAAAAUCCAACCUUCAGCUUCUGGACUAUGCUAAUGUUACUGCUGGAUCUUCAUCUUCUAGAGUUUGGGGGGUAAUUGACUCUAAAUGACCUGAAAUGCAGCCUGUACUUUUACGUCAGUUGAAAGUGUGUCGAGAAGUCUUGUAAGGCAUUUAAAAAGGAAAAGUCAUAAGCCACCAUCGGCUUCUCAUGUUUAGGUAUAAGAAUGUGUUAGGUUUUUAGUUCUUUGCACUCUGUAUUUAUUUCCUUUGACUGUGUGAUCACCUUCUAUCACUGCACUGACCUAGUUGCUGUUCCCAUUUUUAAUUAGUGAAAUUGAUUUGAAAUUGAUAAACACUACCUUGGAAGUAAGGGAGAUUUACACUUAAAAUCCAGCUGUACAUUUUGUUCUAUGUAGCAGUUCAGUGUUCAUUGCUAUUUGUGAUAAUUGAUAACCCAUUCAGAUACAUGCACACAUCUAUUUGAAUUAAGAAACUAUGGUUUGCACUGUAUUAAAUAUCUUGUUUAAUUUUCA